CCCUGUCUUCACCGACCACCUUCCUUUUUCCAACUUAUUUUUUUCUCGCAAUUGUACAGUGCCUUUGAGUUUCUCUUGACUUAUAUCCACCCGACACGCAAACACUUGAGAAUCUUAUCUGAUCCAAGUGAUAUUAUUACUGUCGCCCCGAUUUUCCUCUGAUUUAUCUUGACCAGAUGGAUCAACGUGUUCCUCAGGAAAUUUUGGAUGCUGUUGUAGACUUGUUGAAAGAUGACAAGCCUGCCUUGAAAGCGCUUUCACUGAUAUCGCGCUGCUUUACACCUCGCACGAGGGUCCAUCUCUUCUACUCCAUCACUCCAGGGGAAGCUCAGUGGAAUGAGGGAAUGCUGGAUCUUCUUCGAUCCUCCCCUUCCCUCAUCGUUCAUAUCAGAAGACUUCGUUUCUUAUACCUUUGCUCAUAUGACUCGGCACUCAUAGCUAUCAUCGAACUAUUGGUUAACCCGAUUCAUCUAGUGAUAUCGUGGAGGAAAUGGGGCGAUCUGCCGGAACAAUUUCUCCAGGCUCUUCACUCCAGAGCAUACGCGUCAAUCGUUCUGUCUGAUUCUAAAUUCACCUCUUUUUCCGAACUGGCAUCUUUGCUUGCCAACUCCACGCAUCUGGAAAGGUUGGCAGUAUACAAAUAUGAGCCUUGUUUCCGUGAUACCGACCCUUCCUCCUGUACUCACCAGCAUCCAUCUCCGGGACCGCCAGUCGAUCACCUGAUAUUGUUUGACCUCGAUGGCUGUCUGUAUCAUCUUUUGAGUGGCUAUUCAUUCACGUCAAUGCCCGGUAUCCAUUGAAGAACUCAGAACUUUGGAGAUCCAUCCCCUGUGGCAGAGAUUAUUUCUCCCUAUUCCAAAGUUUAUACAAAAGAGCAACCAAACUAGAAGAGCUAACAUUCAGGCACUCUGGUAGUGCCCCAGUGCCCUUGGCGACGGUCUCCCCCCUCCCUAUUUCGCACCUAAGAAAGCUUACGGUCAAAACUGCCCCCA
Messenger RNA from Desarmillaria tabescens, 992 nucleotides. RefSeq lists its product as uncharacterized. The record is from RefSeq and is a predicted model, not a curated record. NCBI's taxonomy places the organism in Eukaryota, Fungi, Basidiomycota, Agaricomycetes, Agaricales, Physalacriaceae. The coding region runs from base 177 to 800 and encodes 207 amino acids. The transcript has 3 exons.